AUCACAACCCGAUUAAGUCUGCGGCAAGGAGGAUGUGAAAGGUCCACAUCCCUUUUUUAUAUUCAGAAUGGGGCUAUGAUGACGCAUUGCUAUGGCACUUUAGAGCCGCAGCCUGUAGGCGUACAAUAAUCCUGUAUCCAUUCAAAUAAGGUUUACUGUGGAGCUUCAGAUAUGAGCAACAUGGUAGAAACAAAUUUGAACUGCCAGGCACUGGAGCACACAGGCCAUGUUCACACAGUUGCCCCACCCAGAGACGCAGGGAUAAUCUGUGACGGAUUGCAUCAAGAGAAGCAACAAGAUUGACUCUCCAUAGAAGUCAGCGUCAAAAGGCUGAAGCCAGAUAUGCUGGCAUCCAGAACAGUAGACUUUUCAAACAUGCUUGUUACAGAUGCUUUAGCUCAAUUGUUUCAGAUUCUGCUAUGACUUUGGUUGAUUUCCUGAGUCACACUUCAAAUGGCACAGGCAGCAGGAGGGGCUCUGAUGGAAUUCUUCAGAGCCCCUAGGUCCAAGUAUACAGUUUUUGGUGAGGCUAUCCGUUAUGUUGUCCCUGCCCAUGUACAAUGUUCUUAUGGUUGUGGAGGACAAGCAUGCAAGUAUGACAAUCCAACGUACUGGAGUGACGAACAACAGGCUAUAAAAGGCCUCUACUCUUCAUGGGUGACUGACCACAUCCUUGCAUGCUCCAGACCCUCCACAGAAAUCAUUGAAAAAUAUAACAUAAUCGAUCAGUUUAAAAGGAAUGGCAUCAAAACAUUGAUCAACCUACAAAUUCCUGGUGAACAUGCAUAUUGUGGAAACCCUUUAGAGCCAAAAAGUGGAUUUUCAUACUGUCCAGAAGUAUUUAUGGAAAACAACAUUUACUUUUAUAAUUUUGGCUGGAGUGACUAUGGUGUGGGGUCCCUCACCGCUGUGUUGGACUUGGUGAAAGUCAUGGCCUUUGCACUGCAAGAGGGGAAGGUAGCAGUCCAUUGUCACGCUGGGCUUGGAAGAACAGGUGUGUUGAUAGCCUGUUUCAUCACCUACACAACUCGAAUGACUGCCAACCAGGCCAUCCUGUACGUCCGCGCCAAACGUCCAAACUCCGUCCAGACCCGGAGCCAGCUGAACUGUGUGAGGCAGUUUGUGCAGUUUCUGGUCCCCCUGAGGAGUGUGUUCUCAUGUGCUAAACCACUCACCUACCCAGUCACACUGACCCAAUACCUGCACCGCCAAACGCACAUUCUGCACGGAUAUGAACGCCGACAACUGAAGUACUUGCCCAAGAUCAUCCAGCUGGUGUGUAAGUUGUUAAUAGAUAUUGCAGAAAAUCGACAAGUGAUUGAAGAAGACAUUUUGGAAGCUCCUGAUAGUGAAGACUUGGAGAUGGAGCAAAGCAUAAUAGAGAAAUUAGGCCCAGAGAUUUUUAUCAAUCAACCACGAUUGCCAGGUUCACCUAUGUUACCAAGGCAUUUCAAUGAACCACCUAUCUUCUACCAUCGCAAAAGUCUCAGCUAUAGCGAGUCAGAUUUGAGAAGACUUGGAUCGGACCUCAAUCUCCUAACACAGCCAGUAACAUCUUUAUCACAAGACAAUGUUGGAAUGCCAGAACCGCCAACUAGUGCACAGAGAAAAAUAUGGAAUAGUAAUACUUCACUCAGUUCAUUCAGCUCUGUUAGUUCACUAUGGGAAAUCAAAAACUUAGAGCACCAAAAAGAUGGCUCAAUUCUGAUCAGAAGACAUAAAACUAGCAUCCAGCGCAGUGAAUCCAUAGGGAAUAAUAAGGAUGCAAAGAAAGGGACGCUGCUAACCAGGUUGAAAGCAGAGGAGAGAGAGGAGUUGGCAAAUGGGAAAAAAACGGAGAGUAGAGAAGAGGAACAUUCUGAGGUGCCCUUUAUCACGCUGCAGUCGGAGCUGUCACUAGAUGGCCGCAGGCUGCUGGUGGCUCAAGCUUUGGCCGUUGACCUGUUCCUGGAUGGAGAAGAGAGACACAAGAAGAAGGUGUUGGAAUGGGAGGCUGAACUAAACCAAGGCGGCGCAUGGGAGCGGCUGUGCCUGGAGCGUGACCCUUUCAUCCUCACGGGGCUUAUGUGGGCGUGGCUUGAGCAGCUCCGAGAACCCGUCAUCUCUGCUGAAGUCGCUCAAGCUUUGAACCCAAAAAACACAGACACCAAAACGCUCCUCAGCCCACUGGAUCAGGGUGCUCGAGAAACGCUAACUUGUAUUCUGGACUGUAUGGCUCAUAUGCAGUUUAUAUCAGAGAAGGUUGAGGAUGCUUUCUUGAAUCGGACCAUAAAGGCAUUCACCAGGGUGCAAGACAACACACCCGAGGGAAGUGAACUGUACAAGUCUCUGUCUAAGGUCCUUAUGUGUCUCUUGGAUGAGAAGAGAAAUUCACUGACCGUACCAGAGUUUCCGCGUUCGUGCUUUAAGUUACUCUAAGUUCAUUUAAAUUGUGCUAGGACGUGUGUGUGUGCUACAUGUUUGUGCCAAUACAAGUUGUGUCCACAAAGUUACAAAAAUGAUCAAUGUGAAUAUAAAAAGUACAAUAAUUCUCAUUCUCAGGUAAAACCAACUGACCAGAUACA
Boleophthalmus pectinirostris (great blue-spotted mudskipper) is the source of this 2564-nucleotide messenger RNA. It is a transcript of the gene ptpdc1b, whose product is annotated as protein tyrosine phosphatase domain containing 1b. Bases 454 to 2418 code for a protein of 654 amino acids. NCBI's taxonomy places the organism in Eukaryota, Metazoa, Chordata, Actinopteri, Gobiiformes, Gobiidae. The record is from RefSeq and is a predicted model, not a curated record. Gene Ontology annotation, biological process: protein dephosphorylation; cilium assembly. The transcript has 12 exons. Gene Ontology annotation, molecular function: protein tyrosine/serine/threonine phosphatase activity.